CUAUUUCUGGUUAUUAUAUUUAUACAUUUCAUGAAAUUUGUUGUGCAUAUUAUGAUUAUCGCCUAGACAAUGUUCCGAUAUUUGUAAAUUACAAUCCUCUUAAAACUAUUAACUUGAAUCGAUACCUUCCUUUUAAGAGCCAUUCAUACAUAUUUAUACUUAUAUAUAUAUAUAUAUCUUCGUAGAACGCAUAUUUUAUAUGUUUAUAUUUACACGUUCCUUAUUAUAGUGGCAUUUAUUUAUUUUUUACCAUUAUUUUAUAGAAUUCAUCCUAUUAUUUAAAUUGAAUAAACCCCAUCUUGAUCAUUCAUUCAUUCAUUUAUAAAUCUCACUCGAUAGAUUUAUAAGAUCUACCAGUUUUACUUUUUUUCAAAUAGUUGAUGUCCUUAUUUGCAUAAAAGCUUUGUUUACCUAGAAAUGAUAAAGCUUAAUACAAGAUUAAAGGCAAGUAAGUUAUUACUUUAUGUCUGUAUUAUGAUAUGGAUACUUGCCUUCAAUGUUUAUAUCUAUUGUUAUCAUUCAGAAUCCAUAUCUGAUACCAUCAUAAAUAUCAUUGAUACUACAAAUCAACAAUUAAAUUCUUAUAAAGAAGAUGAAGAUAAUUCAUUUGAAUCAUUCUCAACUCAAGAUGUACCUAGUAAUGUUCAUAAAACUUUGGAUGCUUCUAUAUUAGAAUUAACUCCCAUAAAACUUUAUCAUCAACAAUAUUUAAAUGAUAGUCGGAAUUUACCUCCAUCAUUCUCCCAAAAUUAUGAAACUAUGUUUAAUUUAAUUGAUCUGAAAUCUGAUUCUCCUGAUUUCUAUCAUAUUUUAUCAAAUUUAGAUUUCUCAAAUCGUUGUCAAUUAUAUUUCGAAAAUUUAUUCGUUAAUAAUCAAAAUUGGUUCAUAAAUCCAUUUGAAAGAAUAUCGGCUAAUCGAUUUAAUUAUGAAUAUGAUUAUUGGAGACGAAAUAAUUAUAGAUUCUUACAAAAACAGUAUAAUAAACAGCAUCGUAAUGAUGAAGAUAGAGAAAUUCAAAAUCAAGAAGAGUUUGAUCAGUUUAUAAAAGAUAAAUAUAAGGAAUUUAUGUUGUUUAUAUCGAUCGAUGAACAAAAAUCAUUGAAUUUCUUAAGUCAUUUAAGAAUCUUUAAUAAAUGUUAUCUUUCAGUAAAUAAUAUAAAACAACAAAAUUCAAUUAAAAGUUUCUUACAACAUCAAAAACAUUUUGUGAAAAUAGCUCCAACUUUAGAACUCAAAGAAGAUGAAGUUAAACAUAAUGAAAAUCAAGAUCAGAAAGAAAAUGACAAUAAGAAUGAAGAUAAUAACAACAACAAAAAUGACAAUGAAAAUAUUAAUAAUAAAAUAAGGAAGAAAUCAGUUAAAUUAAACCCAGCUAGUGAUUGUUCAUUCUUAGAACAAAGAUUAUAUCCCUGGUUAUCAUUCCAUUAUCCUGUAUUUGAAAAAUGGACGGGUGAAAUUGAAUUAAGUCCUCCCAAAUUCAAAAAUUCAAAUGCUGCAAAAACAAAUCCAUCAACUGAAUCUCAAUAUGGGUCAUGUUUCUUAAAUAAAUUCAGAAAAUCCUUAAGUGGGAAAGGUAUCGUCUUAACUAUCGGUGACAAACAUGUCGAUGACACAAUUAAUUUAAUUGCCUUAUUAAGAGCUCUUCAAAAUACUUUACCUAUUCAAAUUGUAUAUUAUGAUAAUCUUUCAGGAAAUUCCAAAUCAAGAAUAGUAAGAGCAGCCAGAGAAGUAAGAAGAGAUAUGCCAGAAUCUUUCGAUCAAGUAAGAGAUCAAUUUUCUAAUGAUUAUGAUCGUGGAUUACCUAAACAAGAAGUUUAUUUCGUUAAUACAUAUAGUGUAAUUCAUGAAAAUUAUAAACUGAAAUUCGAUGGAUAUGGGAAUAAAUUAUUAGCUACUGUAUUUAAUACAUUUGAAGAAUUUAUUUUAAUUGAUGCUGAUUCAGUAUUAUUAAAGAAUCCCGAAUGGUUUUUUCAAAAUAAUAAAUAUAAAUCAUCAGGAGCUUUAUUUUAUAAAGAUAGAACAACCAUGCAAAUUAGACCUCCAUCUGAUGCAUACUUUUUUAAAAAAAUGUCUCCAUCAGUACUUGAUGCUAUAAUCUUUGAUAUUCCAUUGAUUACUUCAAAAACCCUUGAAUUAGAUGCCAUGCAAGGAAUGUUUCAUUUUAUGGAAGCUGGGGUUGUUGUCAUUGAUAAAACUCGUCAUUUUAAUUCAAUUUUAUUAUUACCCCAAUUAAAUUUCAUGGAAGCAUUUAGAGAUAGAAGUCAUGGUGAAAAAGAAUUAUUUUGGUUAUCAUUUAUAGUUAAUGGUGAUGAAGAUUUCACAUUUAAUAAAUAUCAUGCUGCUGCUGCUGGUCAAGCUAGUGGUGAAAAAAUUAAACUAAAUGGUCAAAUUCGGAUAUCAAAAGAAAUUUGUUCAGCACAUCCUGCUCAUGUUGAUGAUGAAACCAAUGAAUUAAUUUGGUUUAAUUCUGGAUUCCAUUUCUGUGGGAAAUAUGAUAAAGUUGAUUAUAAAAAGGAUUUAGAAAGUCAAGGUGGGAGAUAUAAACCUGGUAUUACCACAGUUGAAGAAUUAAGAAGUUAUUAUUUUGAUCCUAUUCAAAUAGAAACUGUCAUUAUACCUCCUUUUAAUGGUAAGGAUAAUCUUUUUGUCCCCAAUGGAGAAAAUGAACCUUCAAGAUCAUGGGAUAUGAUUGGAGGAUUAUGUGAUGGGUAUGUUUGGUGUGCUUAUAGUGAUAUUGGAUCUAAAGAUAGAACUCAAUCCGGUACAGUGAUUGAGAUUGAUGAACAAGAUCAAAAAUUAUUUCAAUUUUAUGGAGAUAUAUGGGUUGGAAAUGAAUAAUGAAAGGUACUAACCCCUUAAAACUUGUAUUUAUAGACACUUUUUUUUUUAUAAUAUAUACAUUUUAUGAUUAUGAUUAUGAUUAUAGGUUUUUUGCAGUAAUGCGGUAACAUGCAACCCACCGUUAUAAAGCAAGAAUAACAACCAUUGUUUACAACUGAAAGCGCAAAUUAUAUGACAUACAGUUAUCCAUAACCAACUCUAUAUAACAGUAUCAUACAUAAGUCCUUCAGGUCAAUAAACCUAAAUGACCAUAGAUAAGCCUUGUUUCACACACCAAAAUCACUUUGAACCCAACACACGACUUACCAU
Scheffersomyces coipomensis is the source of this 3150-nucleotide messenger RNA. RefSeq names its product alpha-mannosyltransferase. Gene Ontology annotation, cellular component: Golgi apparatus. Gene Ontology annotation, biological process: protein O-linked glycosylation. The record is from RefSeq and is a predicted model, not a curated record. The transcript has a single exon. NCBI's taxonomy places the organism in Eukaryota, Fungi, Ascomycota, Pichiomycetes, Serinales, Debaryomycetaceae. Gene Ontology annotation, molecular function: alpha-1,3-mannosyltransferase activity. The coding region runs from base 418 to 2838 and encodes 806 amino acids.